Molecule: messenger RNA, 357 nt
Organism: Macrosiphum euphorbiae (potato aphid)
Lineage: Eukaryota; Metazoa; Arthropoda; Insecta; Hemiptera; Aphididae
Source: the annotation of a GenBank genome assembly
AUGUUUCCGGUGCAAAUAUUGGUUGUUUUAUCAACUAUGAUUAUUAUAAACCAGGCAGCAACGUUGAACUACGAGCAUGAAACAUCAGUCACAACUAGUUAUGAAGUUGAUAAAGAGGCAUAUGAGAUGAUAAACGAUAAAACAUAUUAUAAUUCAAAUAAAAGUUAUGAAAUUGAAGCUUCAUUUGAUUUUAAUACAACAGAUUCAAAUGGAAAUAUCAUAAAUUCAAAUGAAACUGCUUUACCUGUUGUAAAAAGCUUUCCAUUUACUCCAAUUUUGAUAGGAGUAGGAGGGCAAGCUCUUUAUGAUGUUGGAAAGAUAAUGUACGAAAAGUUUAACAAAAAAAAAAAAAAUUGA